CGGUAAACAAUCGUCGGUUUUUUGGUUAGAAAAAUGUAGUAACGGCAGUCACUUGUUUUCUAACCGUUUUUCAGAUAACUCGUUUUCUAAACGGUUUUUGGUUGAAAUCUCUUCAUUUAACAUAGAAAAGUAGAUAAAACGAAGCUAUUAAUGAUAUUUCCGUAGUUCUAAACGUUCUAUUAUUAAUUUAAAUAUAGGUUAGGUUUAGUUUGUGUUCACCAGUUUGUUUUCAUAUUUAAUUGCUAUUUUUUAGUUUCUAUUAUGGCUUCUGAUCAAAAAAACCAAAUCGUACCUAAAUAUGAGCAUUCUGAUCGAAUGACUUUUCUUCGGAAAGCCUUAUUUCCUGUUGAUAAUGAAGACAACAACAGUGAUUUAGGGCCAAUGUCUCCUUUAAGCGAUACAAGCUCUGAAGCCCCAUCAAUCACUAAUUGUUUUGCAUCAAAUCGUAUGGAAGACUACAUUAUGUUAGAUGAUUCUUGUGAUUUAGAAGAAGAAAAUCUCGAUAUAUCAACGUUAACACCUUCGUCAAUGACACCGAUAAACUUCAAUUCAACAUGUUCUGAUUCGCAGUCACCGUUUUAUCACAGCCGUUUGAAUAAAUCACCCACAAAAACACUUUUAACACCUCAAGAUACGUCAACAACAAAUAGCAAAUUACCAAGAUUGUCUAGAAAAAGUCAAUCAGAAGAUUCUGAUUGUGAAAACGAAAGUAAAAAUGAUGCUAAAGCGCCGAAAGCACGUACAGCUUUGUUUAUAGAAAUAAAUCCAUUACCUGCGAAGUCUUUCUAUCCAAAAGUUGAGCAAAGAAAGGCUUCUUGCAAUACCUUGAAAGUGAACGAGCACAAAGAGGUUAGAAAAGUGAAUGGAAAUGUCAAAAAGUCGACUUUAUUUUUGUGUAAUCGAAAGAAAAGGAACGUUUUGGGUCAAAUUAAUGCCGGUGUGGGGCAUAAAAUUAAAAAACCAAAGGUUAAAGCCACAAAAAUAUCCCCAAAACACGUUCGAAUGAGUCUUAUGGAGGGAAAACAACUCAUUGCAUACAUGGAAGAUCUUAAAGAAUUAAAAAGUGGCUUACCAAAACAAAUUAAACCCUUAACACAAACGUUAAACAACAAAGAAAACAUUGAAGAUAAACCCAAAACAAUUAUUUCCCAAAUUAUUGAUGAUUUCAAUGAAGAACCUGAAGUUCCAGAACUCAACAGCAUACUUAAUUUACUAGAUAACGAUAUAAAAACACAAAAAGUCGAAGAAAAACCAUCAAACGAUCGAAAACGAAAACACGAACAAUUAAUAGCUGAUAUGCUUUUAUCUCCGACGUCUCAAAUGUGCGAUAUGGCGUCGGAAAUGGCCAUUAACAGUCCGAAACGUGCAAAAUUAAAUAUUAAUAAUAUGCUGGAGAACAAGAAUGAUCAAUUAUUAAAGCAAAGACCGAUUACGAACGUUUUUAAUAAAGUUUCUUCUUCCUCUACAGCAAUGAUGGAAAAUAAUAAAAAAUUAUUUCCAAUAUUUACUAGAAAAUUAGGCGGUACCAAUUUAAAUGAAAAUGAAGGUGGGAAUGGAUCUUUAAAAGUUAAUACAACGAAGAAAUGGGACAAAAUAGCUCCAGAUCAAAUGUUGUUAGAUGCUGGACAGAAACGUUUUGGAGUUACAAAAUGUCCACAAUGCGAAUUGGUUUAUUGUAUGGGGGAUAUUAACGAAGAAAAAGCCCAUAUGGAAGUACAUAAUGGGACAAAUGUUUUAAAAUUUAAGGGUUGGAAAAAUGAAAGAGUCGUUUUUACAGAUGAAAACAGUAGGAUAAUAAAAAUCAUAUCAACAGAUUCAAAAGCAUGGCUUAAAAAAGCUAAGGAAGUCCUUCAAAUAGUAAAUAAAGAGAUAGGGGUUGAUUGGGAAACUGAAAAUGAUAAUAAAGUGAUUUAUUUCUAUAUUAAAAAUAAAACCAUAAUCGGAUGUGUCCUAACUAUUCCUUCAACAAAAGCAUACAAAUUGUUAUCAUUUGAACAAGAUAUUUCAUAUUGUUCAAAAGAAUCUUAUGUGAUUAAAUGUGGAAUACAAUUAUUUUGGGUUCACGAAACUCACAGAAGACAUGGUAUUGCUACCACUUUAUUAAACACAGUGAGGACGACGUUUUUGUAUGGAUACAUAUUAAAACUUGAAGAUAUUGGGUUAUACGAAGUAACUCAACAACAAGCACGAGCGUUUGUAACUAAAUAUUUUAAAACCAAUAAUUAUUUAAUGUGUUCAGAAUAAUUAUUAACUAUUUUUUAUAAAUUAUUGUUAGAUUCAUAUAAAUAAUGUUGAAAAUUGAUUAACAAAAAAUUGUUUGCCAUUUAGAUUUAAGGUUUUUUCAUUCUAGUUUUUUGUUUUAGUUUAUUUAGUUUAAAAAAGAACGAUUUAAAACUAACAGUAUCUCUGUACAAGAAAUCUCUCUGGUAAUCUCUAAAGAAAAAGGUGUUCUCAUUAAAUAAAAUGAAAAGUUUGUAUUUCUCUGUAUUUAUACGUAACAGUAUCUUUUUUGCAUUUGAUAAGAUCUCUCAUAUGUUUUUGUUUGCCAAAUAUUUAUAAAUUAAAAUAAAUUUUUGUAUGUUUUUUAAAUAAAAUAA
Molecule: messenger RNA, 2597 nt
Organism: Onthophagus taurus
Lineage: Eukaryota; Metazoa; Arthropoda; Insecta; Coleoptera; Scarabaeidae
Gene: eco
Product: Establishment of cohesion
Biological process (GO): mitotic sister chromatid cohesion
Cellular component (GO): chromatin; nucleus
Molecular function (GO): protein-lysine-acetyltransferase activity
Source: RefSeq, a predicted model, not a curated record